Ambispora gerdemannii is the source of this 1260-nucleotide messenger RNA. The record is from the annotation of a GenBank genome assembly. NCBI's taxonomy places the organism in Eukaryota, Fungi, Glomeromycota, Glomeromycetes, Archaeosporales, Ambisporaceae.
AUGGUCCAGACACGUAGUCAAACCGAAAAGAACAUUAGGAAAGAUGUGAUUAAUAAUUCAGAGGAGCGGCACAACCGAGAGACUGACCAUGAUUUAGGGGGAAGCAAUCAUCGCGCAAAGAGGCAAAAAGUCGUUAUGACAGAGACAGCCUCGCCGAAUUCAGAGAAACAAGAAGUUUCUUUUAACAAUAAGAAUAAGAAUAAUAUAGUUCAUCCAGAAUUAUCUUCAUCGAGUUCUGUAACGGUUGGUCUGGAAGCUCGACGACAUACUGUUAAAGAUACUAUUAAUGAUAACAAUGUUUCUACAAUUCACAACGCCAACUUUGGAAGUGGAUUUACUGUAGAUGUUUCUACUGAAAGCUUUAGUUUUGGUGUUAGUAGCAAUAGUGGCGGUGGUGGCUUUAUAGUGGAACAAGACGCUUCGUCUGCAAAUUCACUUCAAACAAGCAUAGUAUCAAAGUACUUUGCCGGUUCUACAAAAACUGUGUCUUCAUUAAGACCUGAACAACGUACUCGUAUGGAACAAUCAGAAUUAAUAACAAAUGAGGGUGGUAUCAGUAAUAAAAAUAAUUCGAACAAUGAUUCAAAUGCAUCAGCAUCACAAAAUCCCGAAACACAAGAUCUUCCUCCUCUUAAGCCUCUCAAGAAAUUCCAAAACUAUGUCGACUACGAUUUUUCAAAGAUGCGAGAUUCACGCGACCCACGAAACUUUUUGAGCAUGGACAUGGAAAAAAAUCCCAAAUGCAACGAAUGCGAUAAAUCGAUCGAUCUCGAUUUUAAAUUUUCGAAAAUUUUCGGGGUUCAAGUGUGUUUCGCGUGCAAGAACAAGUUUCCGGAAAAGUACAGUCUUCUAACGAAGACGGAAGUAAAAGAAGACUACUUACUAACUGAUGCUGAACUUCGUGACGAAGAACUGUUGCCUCAUUGGUUGAAACCGAAUCCGCAUAAGUCAACGUGGAACUCGAUGAUGUUGUUUCUUCGGAUGCAAGUUGAGGCGUUUGCGUUUAAAAAGUGGGGCGGGGAGGAUGGUCUCGAUCGAGAAUAUCAACGUCGACAAUUGGAGAAGCAAAAACAAAAGGAGAAAAAAUUCAAGACAAAGAUUGCCAAUUUGAGAAAACGUACUCGUACCGACGAGGCGGAAAAGAGUCGGCAGCGAUCGCAUACACACGAGUUUGGUCCGGCUGUGUUGAUUCCUGAAACUGGUGUGUCUGUGCAGACUUGUGAUUCUUGUGGUAUAAAAAUAGAAGUUGUCGAGUUUUGA